UGAUAGUGGACGAAGGUCAUGAGGGGUUUUGACUGGGAGGGAAUGGUUGGUGACUGCGCGACGGCGGGGGUUGUCGUCUUGGUGACCAAGGUGGAGGUAGUGGUGGAUGAAGGCGGAGGUGUGGAUGACGUGCUAGCGGAGAGGGAGGUGGAUGUGGAGAACGGGGUGAUUGGUGUGGAUGUGGAGGCAGAGGAUGGGGAAAGGGUGGUGGCACCCGAGGUGGGGGGGGGGGGAUGUGGUGAGAUGGUGGAGACGGAUGUUUUGAUGUCAUUCAUGGAUGACUGGAGAGAUGUCAUCAUGCGGAAAAGAGCCGCGAGGUCAAUGGCGACAUCGGGUGCUGGUGUUUGCUCGCCUGCAAGGUUGCGGGCGAUGUUGUCGACGGCGUCGGAGCAGAUGCCGGACAUAUCAAUGCUGGAUGAUUGGGCCAUGGUGGGGGAGGAAGCGGUGGUAGCUGCGGAUGAGGUGGCAGCAGCAGCUGCAGCAGCAUUAGCAGCGGCAGCAGCAGCGGCGUCAGCGGCUGCGCGUUGAGAGUUUCUGGUUGGACGUGGCAUGCCCGGGGGGGAGGGGGGGUUCCUAUUUACAAGAGUAGAACGUCAUCAAUUGAUUUAGCAAUAAAGGUAAUUCCCAAAU
This is a messenger RNA of Chara braunii, 630 nucleotides long. Lineage: Eukaryota; Viridiplantae; Streptophyta; Charophyceae; Charales; Characeae. The record is from the annotation of a GenBank genome assembly.